AUGAUGCUUUCACGAUCCAGAGUCAUGGUGGCGAUUCAUUCAACUCGCCGGAUUACCCUCCUGGCAAUCGUCGCCUUGGGAUUAGUCUGGUCGACUCUUCUCUUUCGAUACAAGCCAUCGCUGUCCUCCCUGCCCGCCCUGCCUCAGAAAGUCCAAGAUCAUAUCGACUACUUCCGCGCCCCCAAGUCUCCCGAGUAUUCCAUCAAGCCGCUCGUCUACAUCUUCCCCCAGUACUACCACUUCGACGAGAACAAUGAGAUCUGGGGCGUCAACUUCACGGAGUGGGACAAUGUGAGGGAAGUCACCUACAACGCGUAUGGUAUCGAGACGAUCAGGCCGCACGAAUCUGUUGGGUACUACGAUGGUCUAGCAUUCGAGACGCGCGAGCGCCAAGGUAGGUUCUUGCGAGACCAUGGGUUUUACGGAGCGAUUUUUCAUCACUACUGGUUCGCGGGAGUGCCCGUGAUGGAUGGCAUCCUACAGGCAAUGCUGAAGGACGGAGAGCCAAACGUACCGUUCAUGUUGAGCUGGGCCAAUGAACCUUGGACAAAGACAUGGGACGGAGUGGACUCGAGCGAGACAUUCAUCGCGCAAGAGUAUGGUGAUAUUCGAGACUGGAGAGAACAUUUCGAUUGGCUUCUUCCGUUCUUCAGGCAUCCUAAAUACAUCCGCUCGCAGGGACGCAUUCAGAUGGCAGUCUACAAGCCCAGCCACAUGGGCCCGCGCCGUAGUUUGAUGUUUGCUGCAUGGCGCCAAUGGGCUAUAGAAGAAGGCCUUGGGGGUCUCGAUGUCGUGGAGACCCGAUGGGCUGGAACGGGCGAUUGCGAUGCUUCUCUUCCAGACGCGAUCAACGAGUUCCAACCUCACAUUGGUGGUUUCGAUCACUUCAGACACUCCAUGGCGAGACGUAAUGCUCGGGUCUAUCACCGAGGCACGCUGGUGUGUUGGGAUUCUACGCCACGGCACUCUACGGAUGGAGGAGGAAAUCCACAGUCGUUUUGCCACCCGAAAUCCUGGCAAUACUACAUGGUGGAGAUGUACCGGAAGAUCAAAGAGGAUCCCAAUCCAAUUGGUGCGGAGAACUUUGUGUUCAUCAAUGCCCUUAAUGAAUGGGGCGAGGGAAAUGCUUUGGAGCCCAGUGUCCAGUUCAAUGAUGGCUAUGGAGUAGCCAUGAAAGAGGCGAUCCGGAUUUCCGAGGAACUCCACAACUGGACCAACACUCGCUUUGAGGGUGGACUGGAGCGCUCGCCAAAACCGAAACAAAAUAGAACGCUAUCAAUUGGAACACUAAAGAAGCCCAAGGAAGCAAAGGUGAAGGAAGAAGAAGAAGAUGAUGGACCUAUCGAAGAAGUCGAUAUCUGUGUCCUGAUCAAGACUUCUGAGGACAACAGAGAUGACCGAACGUACAAGCUCAGCGCUAUGCUUGAUUCGCUUCAAGCACAGAAGAAUCCCAGUUGGAGAGCCGUAAUCUACGAGCCCUUGCCGGCCAUGUUUCACGACCUUGAAGACAUGGUCUAUCGAGCUUUCGACCCUCGCAUUGAGAUGCUGAGGAUCCCUGAAGAGGAACUUGUCACUCGUGACGCUGACGAAGAAAGCAAGAAUGAAGAAGAAAGCAAGAAAGACGAAGAAAGCAAGAAUGACGAAGAAAGCAAGACUGACGAAGAAAGCAAGAAAGACGAGGAAAUCAAGAAACAGAUCGAGGAAAACAAAAAGAACGAAGAGAAGGCUAAGCAGGAUAGGGAAGAUCAGAUUGCUCUCCAGCUGCGUCGGGAACUUGAUGCCGGGUCGAAAGUGACGGACUGGGUGAUCAACAAGCUGGCGAAGGACAGCAAGUCGGUUUGCGGAGCGGCGAAAUACCUUCUCAUCACCACGGGCUAUAACAUCUACCACCCGGACGCCUUUGACGCGGUGAUCAAGUCAGAUGCUAAUCUCAUUGGACUCAACGUGGAGUCGAGACGUACAUUGUGGAACUCGUACGAGACUGGGCCUACCACCUGGCAAGACCGAUGUUCACGUCCAGCCGAGAAAACGGCGUCGCUCUGCAAGCCUGCAACCAUGACACCGGCCUACUUUGACCUCGCCGCCACCUUCAUCGACUUCCCCCGGUUCGUCAAAGACGGCUACCAAUUCUCCUCCUACACGGAGACGAACCCGCGGCACCAGGACUGGGCCCUGAUCUCCCACCUCGCGCGGGACAAGGGCUGGUCGUUCGCCUCCUCGUCCGGCUCCUCGACCUGUCACCUGAAGAGCAACCCGGCGUACAGCACCUGCACCCAGACCGGCAACAUCUACGUCGACUCUCCGAUGUUCGAGGAAACGGGCUGCUUCACCCCGACGGCCAUCAUGAUGGGCCUGGGCAGCACCCACGAGAAGAUGGGCAUCCUCGACAUGGAGUACUACCGGGCGCACGCUUUCUGCCUGCGGUAUAGGUCCAAGACGUUUCGGACCAUGUGGACCAUGGAUGUAAAGGAGCGGCUGGGCGUUGCGCAGAGGAGUUCCUUACCCGGAGAUCUGCAGCCGGAUGAAACCACGGAGAAAACCCUGUCGGGGGUCGACGACGAUGAAUGA
Drepanopeziza brunnea f. sp. 'multigermtubi' MB_m1 is the source of this 2568-nucleotide messenger RNA. RefSeq lists its product as uncharacterized. The record is from RefSeq and is a predicted model, not a curated record. NCBI's taxonomy places the organism in Eukaryota, Fungi, Ascomycota, Leotiomycetes, Helotiales, Drepanopezizaceae.